Messenger RNA from Paraglomus brasilianum, 1938 nucleotides. Lineage: Eukaryota; Fungi; Glomeromycota; Glomeromycetes; Paraglomerales; Paraglomeraceae. The record is from the annotation of a GenBank genome assembly.
AUGGGAGAUUUUUCUUGCUUUUUUUAUGGAACUUUGAUUUUCACUCAGAUAUUGAGGCGCGUAAUUACUGAAGGGCAGUCGCUGAAAGAGUCUGAUGUAGUAUUUGGACCUGUUAUUCCCGCCGUGUUGAAGGGAUACAGACGGCAUAAGGUCUUCAACGCUGUUUAUCCAGCAAUUAUAAAAGGCUCGGAAAACGAUGAGACACGAGGAGUUCUUGUUAGUGGAUUGACAUCACAAGAUAUAUCGCGAUUAGAUCUAUUCGAGGGCCAUGUAAGUCAGAGUACUCACACUUUAUACGAUGAAUCGAGAGUAAUCUAUAAUCAACAGUUUCCAAAAUCUCAAUACUUUACUGUUUUCCAUCCCCGUGAUAAUCACUUUCGUGUAUCUCAGCAAUAUGUUCGAACAGACGUCGAAGUUUUAAUAAUAGAGGAAGCAAAACGCAAUUCAUUCCAUUCCGAUCCCGAUCUUGUAGACUCUGAUGUAGACGUUAUCUACACACCCCCACCCAGAGAACGUCUCGUCCCGGCACAGACGUAUGUUUGGAACGAUGCUCCUGCUCUGUUAGAAAAGGACGAUUGGGAUCCAGAGGAGUUUCAGACUAACAUGAAGAAAUGCGCAAAGAAGUUUGUGAGCAUUAGUUCUGCAUUACUCUCGCUAAUAGUCAUGAGCGGAAGGAUAUUGCGUCAAAGACGCCAAAGAAAUCCAUACUUAUCGACAGCCAGCAACGCACACUAUGUUGGCUAUGUCGAAGACGACGAAUCGGUCGAAGCAAUAAUGAAAAAAUUCGAAGAACUAGAGAGACUCCAAGUUGAGUUUGCUGCUGCCAAACCCCGAGAUUCCGCUCAUAGUCCCUCGCCGGCUCAAACGGAAAAUGAAAACUUGACGGAAGCCCAAUUAGAAGAGGUUUUCAAGAGGACUUCGAUAUUCACUAUCAAGUCUGCUACUUUCUUACCUUCUACCGAAGAUGCUGACGAUUUAGAAUUGUGGAGGAUUGAGGUUGAAGAUGGAAACACCGCCGAAUUUGAGGAAGAGGAUGAUUAUUUGGCGGUAGACGAUGCAUUCUGGGAUGAGGAAUUCGGAACUAGUAGUAGUAGGCAAAGACGAACCAAGGCCGAUAAAUCAGAGAGACGGCGUGGAAUAGGAAGGGAGAUUAUACUACAACGAUAUAAAGUAAUGCAAGUAAAACUGCAAGACAGGAAUGGAAACUACUUUACAGUGAAAAAGAAAGUGAGCAAUGUCAAUCCAGCAUUGCCCACAUAUAUAAGAAUACCAUCAUUGCCUGUUCCUCUUUCAUGGGCGCAUACUAUUUUACCGCCAACAGAUGAAAUAAAGGAUGGCCAUGGAUCAAGGUAUUAUGAAGCUGAUAUAUUGACAAUGAAUCUUCUACGUCUUGGAAAGAACUUUCAAGCAGCUUUGAUAGAUCCGCCAUUAAUUCUUCCAGGCGAAUCUCCAUCACCACACAAGAUUACGCUGUCGCAAUUUGCUUCAUUAAAUAUAACAAAGAUAAUCCCCGUAGGAUUCCUUUUUAUUUGGGUUGAGAAAGAGUAUCUUCCGGAUAUAAUUCAGAUUGCUGACAAAUGGCAUUUUCGAUACGUGGAGAAUUUCUGUUGGGUUAAGAAGCACAUCAACAAUCAGAUUGUCAAAAUGCCAUAUAAAUAUUUUCGUAAAUCAAAGCUGACGCUUCUGGUUUUCAGAAAGGAAGGCGACAUUGAGUUACGGCACCAGAGAAAUCCAGAUUGUUGUUUUGAUUUUGUUAAACCACGAACUGAAGAUAUGCUUACGGAAGAGAAACCUCGAAUAAUCUAUGACAUAAUAGAAACACUGUUACCUCAAGCUGCAUACAGUGCUGAAAAUUCCAAUGGUGAUCGGUUAAUAGAACUGUGGGGGAAGAAAGGACGGAGACGACAAGGAUGGACUAGUGUAGUGCAAAGAAUAUGA